CAACAUGUACACCCUUGGUUUCCGGAUGAAAACAUAGUUUGCAGUUUGCCCCAACACCAACAUCCACCCCAGACUGGCCAGAGCUCAGCAGCAUAAUUAAAUGUGUUUCUCCGCUUUGAGAUUUUCUGAUUCAUGCUGCAAGCUUGCUGUUCUCCGGGUUGCAAAUAGGGACACUGUCUUGGCGCAGAGCUUAUUUAUUGUUAUAUAAUUUGAUUGAAAUUUGCCAUGCAGUUUGCAAUAUCUUCCCAAGCCAGGUUUGCCAACCAAGAUAAUCCACAAGCACACUAUGAAGGCACUGGUCCAGAAAUCAUGAGACAGACGGCGGGGCAGAUCACGCAUUUUGUGAGCUCUAUGGGAACAACGGGAACAUCCAUGGGAUGCAGCCGCUACUUCAAGGAGGUGAAGCCAGAGGUUGAGAUAGUGGGGCUGCAGCCAGCUGAAGGUGCACAAAUUCCUGGCAUUCGUCGGUGGCCAAAGGAAUAUUUGCCAAGCAUUUUCGACGAGGCUCGGCUUGACCGCGUAGUCGACAUUUCACAAGAAGAAGCAGAUGAGACUGCCCGCCAGCUGGCCAUACAGGAAGGAAUCUUUGCUGGCAUGAGCAGUGGAGGUGCAGUGUCAGCAUCCUUGAAAAUUGCUGCUGAAGCACCGGGCAGAGUAGUUGUGUGCAUUGUGUGUGAUCGAGGCGACCGGUAUUUGAGUACUGGCGUUUUCGAUCCACCUCCUCCAGCUCACCACAGUUGCUACUACAAGAACCUGGAUUUGACAUUGAGUCAACAUCGGAAGGCAUUGCCAGAGGACAUGCCACUCUUCAUGCUGUUUACGGCUCCGUGGUGUCCAGAUUGUACCACAACACUUCCAAUUGUAAAUGAGAUCUUCACUGGUCAAGGUGCCGGUGCUAAUUUCUCCUUACUGAGAUGCAUUGUGGGCAAGACAAGGGAGGAAUGGAAAGACCCUCGUCAUCCCUUCAGGUCAGAUACGAGGUGGGGGCCCAAUGGGCUCUCUGAAAUUCCCACUUUGGCAUGUUUGGGCACUGCAUCCUCGCCUCUAGUCCAACCGAGGGUGCUUUCUGGGUUGGAGAAGAUUGACAGAGAGCAAGUCCGUUUUAAGGUCGAGUCAUUCCUGAAGGAACAAGGCUGAUGACACCCGGACUGCGAAAAACAGGCAAAGCCGAAGAAUCCUUCCAGCCUGACUGGAAAAGGAUGUCCAAUCCAAUUUCUCGGCGAACAG
This is a messenger RNA of Durusdinium trenchii, 1227 nucleotides long. Lineage: Eukaryota; Dinophyceae; Suessiales; Symbiodiniaceae. The record is from the annotation of a GenBank genome assembly.